Talaromyces amestolkiae is the source of this 2295-nucleotide messenger RNA. RefSeq lists its product as uncharacterized. The record is from RefSeq and is a predicted model, not a curated record. Lineage: Eukaryota; Fungi; Ascomycota; Eurotiomycetes; Eurotiales; Trichocomaceae. The transcript has 3 exons. The coding region runs from base 1 to 2295 and encodes 764 amino acids.
AUGGACUCAACAGGCGUCCUCGGCAGCCUCACGGCCGACCAAGAGGCUCGUCUCCAGCAACUAUGGAUGUUUCUACUGAACGCCUUUGAGAGUCAGGAAUUCUUCGACGGCAAUUUCUCCAUGUCCAGCAUUUCGCGGCGCUCGCUGAGUAUCGAUGAACCCCCACUAUCCCCGUCCAGCAUCAACACUACAUUUUCCAGCGGGCGUCGCAGCAUGUCAUUGUCGAGCAGUCACAACGUCAACCACAGCAGUAACGUCAACAAUUUCAGCAACCCAUUCAUGAACACAACAGUCCCGAAUACUCCCAUCUCACCAGCAUUUUCACCAACCUCACCAACAAUAACCGCCGACCUAAACGUCCCCAAGCCCCAACAUCAAGGAUCCCUCAAACGCCUGCGCCGCCGCACAUCGCUCCUCAGCAACAACGGCGGCGCGAAAACCAGCAUCAACGAGAAAUUCCCCACCGAACCCUCAACGCCCAACACAUUACGCAGAGCCUCAACCCGCAAGGGCUCACUCACAUUCCAAACCCAGUCCAUGGGCGGGGUGAAUCUACGCCCCAGCCCUCAAAACGCCAAAGUCAUGCAGCGCGUUCUGGCAAGCUACAAACUCUCGCCCGAUGAACUGCGGUUGGGACUGUUGGCGUCGCUGAAACAGGAUCAUCCGGAUGCAAUGCUUCUCCGGUUUCUGCGCGCACGGAAAUGGGACGUGGGAAAGGCAUUUGUCAUGCUCGUUGCGGCGGUGGCGUGGCGCACGAAGAAGAUGCAUGUUGACGACGACAUAUUGCCGCGCGGCGAACUGUAUGCAUUGCGACAAAUGCGCAGCGCCGACAAGAAGGAAAAAAGAAAAGGAUGGGAUUUUAUGAAACAGUAUCAUAUGGGCAAGAAUAUAAUCCAUGGUGUGGAUCGGGCGGGCAGGCCGAUUAUUGAUAUUAGGGUUCGGUUGCAUCGCGCGGAGGAUCAGUCGGUAGAGAUGUUGGAGAGGUAUAUCGUGCAUACGAUUGAGAGUGCAAAGAUGUUGUUGAGGCCGCCUUUGGUUGAGACUGCCAUACUUAUAUUCGAUAUGACGGACUUUUCCAUGGCGAAUAUGGAUUAUACGCCGGUCAAGUAUAUCAUCAAAUGCAUGGAGAACUUUUACCCGGAAUGUCUGGCGGCAAUUAUCCUGCAUAAAGCGCCGUGGUUUUUUUCAGGGAUAUGGAAAAUGAUCAAAACCUGGAUGAACGACUCCCUCGUCUCAAAAGUGCACUUCACAAAGACCCUCGACGAUCUUGAGCGCUUCAUACCCAGAUCCAAUAUCCCGCCUGAUCUGGGCGGUACAGACGAUACGUAUCAAUACCACUAUAUUGAGCCGGACAUGAACGACCGAGCCGAGAACCUGUCGCUAGACGUCCACUCUCCCACACGCGAGUUUCUGGCUUCUCAGCGUCAACGGAUAGGUGAGGAUUUCCUCGAGGCGACUCGCUUAUGGCUGCAGACCAUCGCGAUGCGUGACGGAAUCGGGUUGGCGGUUCAAGAAGAUCGGCGCGCACAACUCAUCGAGGAACUCAGGCUAAACUUCUGGAAACUCGACCCCUUUAUCCGUGCGCGAUGCCAGUUGGAUCGCGAGGGAAUCAUUGUGAGUGAUGGUAUUGGCACGAUUGAUUUUUAUCCGCAUCUCAGGGCCGCGGAGAGGAGGGGGACGGAUGUUUCGAUGGAACACGGGGAGGCGGUUACAUCUCCUUCACCAUUGCCGACUGCGGAUUCGAAACUCAAUAGUAGGAACUCGAAUGGAGGCGUUGGGCUGGGUUUAUUGUCGCCAUCAUCGUCGACGUUGGGCGAAGAUGUCGAGAAAGAUGUCGAGGUAGCAGAGAAUGAGGAGAUCAAAACGAGGCCGAAAACACCGUAUCUCAACUUCCUGGAUGAUGCGAGCAUCAGCACCAAUGGGCAUGAUGACCACGACGAGGAAUCGAGCACAGCCCGCGACGAGAUAAUGCAGGAAUACAUGGACGACAAUUACGAAGACUACGACCACCACCCUCACUCUCAUCUAUCUCAUCAGACUGGAAGCUACAAGCAAGAACCAGAAUACCCACCCCAACCCGACCACCACCCACCAUCUCUGCCCAUAAGUAAUCACCUCUCCGUUGCACACAAAGAGAGCGACAUCCACAGCGAAGUCAGCUUCGAUCUAGACGACCUCGACGAAGAAGACGAAGAAGAAAUCGAGAUUCACGACGCGGUUACGCAGCGGAUUCCGUAUCCGAGAGGAGGCGGGAUUGUCGAGAGGGCUGCUGUUCGGGUUGUUAACGUUCGAUGA